Carassius auratus (goldfish) is the source of this 3360-nucleotide messenger RNA. Its product is annotated as kinesin light chain 1-like. The transcript is spliced from 15 exons. Gene Ontology annotation, biological process: microtubule-based movement. The record is from RefSeq and is a predicted model, not a curated record. NCBI's taxonomy places the organism in Eukaryota, Metazoa, Chordata, Actinopteri, Cypriniformes, Cyprinidae. Gene Ontology annotation, cellular component: cytoplasm; kinesin complex. Gene Ontology annotation, molecular function: kinesin binding. The coding region runs from base 11 to 1750 and encodes 579 amino acids.
UCGUGUUCGCAUGCGCAGUGUCACAUCCACAGAGGACAUCUUGGAAUUAAAGGGGCGCCGAGCGAAUCCUGACAAAAGCGACGAUUCCAGGACGCUGGUCUGCUGGAUCAUGUCCACGAUGCUGUCUCCUCGUGAUGAGAAGCUGGAGAAGCUGUCGCAGGAGGAGAUCAUCUCCAACACCAAGCUGGUGAUCCAGGGUCUGGAGGCGCUGAAGAACGAGCACAACUCCAUCCUGCACAGCCUCCUGGAGACCAUCAAGUGCCUGAAGAAGGACGAGGAGGCCAGCGUGGUGCACGAGAAGUCCAGCCUGCUCAGGAGAUCUGUGGAGAUGAUCGAGCUGGGGCUGGGCGAGGCUCAGGUGAUGAUGGCUCUCUCCAAUCAUCUGAACGCGGUGGAGUCGGAGAAGCAGAAGCUGCGUGCUCAGGUGAGGCGUCUCUGUCAGGAGAACCAGUGGCUUCGAGACGAGCUGGCGAACACACAGCAGAAGCUGCAGAAGAGCGAGCAGAGCGUGGCACAGCUGGAGGAGGAGAAGAAACACCUGGAGUUCAUGAACCAGCUCAAGAAGUACGACGAGGACGUGUCUCCUUCGGAGGAGAAGGACGGUGAGCCGCCCAAGGACUCUCUGGACGAUCUCUUUCCUAACGAUGAGGAGGAACACACUCAAGGAAUGCAGCACCAGCACAACAGUGCGGCGGUGGCGGCGGCGCAGCAGGGCGGCUACGAGAUCCCGGCGCGGCUGCGGACGCUUCAUAACCUGGUGAUCCAGUACGCGUCUCAGGGCCGCUACGAGGUGGCCGUGCCGCUCUGCAAACAGGCUCUGGAGGAUCUGGAGAAAACCUCGGGACACGACCACCCCGACGUGGCCACCAUGCUCAACAUCCUGGCACUCGUGUACAGGGAUCAGAACAAAUAUAAAGAGGCGGCUCACCUGCUGAACGACGCUCUCUCCAUCAGAGAGAAAACCCUGGGCAGAGACCAUCCUGCUGUUGCAGCCACUCUCAAUAAUCUGGCAGUGCUGUACGGGAAGAGAGGCAAGUAUAAGGAGGCCGAGCCGCUGUGUAAACGAGCGCUGGAGAUCCGAGAGAAGGUGCUGGGGAAGGAUCAUCCUGACGUGGCGAAGCAGCUGAAUAACCUGGCGCUGUUGUGUCAGAAUCAGGGCAAGUAUGAGGAGGUGGAGUAUUAUUACUGCAGAGCGCUGGAGAUCUACGAGCGUCAGCUCGGCCUGGACGACCCCAACGUGGCCAAAACCAAGAACAACCUGGCCUCCUGCUUCCUCAAACAAGGCAAAUAUAAAGAAGCCGAGGUUCUGUACAAGGAGAUUCUGACCCGCGCUCACGAGAAGGACUUCGGAUCUGUGGACGCUGAAAACAAGCCCAUCUGGAUGCACGCGGAAGAGAGAGAGGAGAUGAGCAAGGGGAAACACAGGGACAACACGCCGUACGGUGAAUACGGAGGGUGGUACAAAGCCUGUAAAGUCAACAGCCCGACGGUCAACACCACGCUGAGGAACCUGGGAGCUCUGUACCGCAGACAGGGCAAGAUGGAGGCAGCGGAGACACUGGAGGAGUGUGCCGUCAGAUCACGCAAACAGAUCAGCUCUGGUGUGGAUCCGGUCACUCAGACACGUGUGGUGGAGCUCCUGAAGGAGGACGGCCAGCGCAGCAGAGACCGUGUGUCCACUGUGAAGUACGAGAGCGGCUCUGAGGCCGGUGAUGAAGUGAGUAUGGCCAUAGAGUGGAGCGGGGCAUAAAGCCAUCCAGAGUUUGCUUCAUCUUCUUCCUCUUCACACAGGAAGGGCAGUGUUUGUUAGUUUCCUCUGGACGUUGAUCCUGGGCAGCAGAGGGACGCAUCUCUCCUCAAUCCUGUUCUUCUGUUCUUUCUUCGGUUGACGUGAUGUUGUCUUUGGGCUCUUCACCUGCUUCUCUCUCUCUCAUCUCUGAUGUGUUGAUAAUCGAUGUCGACACUUUCAUCUUCCGUCGUUUCAUUGUGGCCUCGCUGAUGAUGUGUGAACUUCCAGACUGAACUCUUAAUUCUUCGGAUUUGAUGGUUUUGCUCUUUUUGCCGUCUGUGGGUAUGAGCAGCUUCUGCUGGUGAACAAUCCUUAGUGUUUCUUGCUCUUGAUACUUUUUAGGUUUUUGUUGUAUUUAAUAAAUGAUGAUUUCAUGUCGCGAACAAAACAAGACGAGUGUCACAGACGCUUUAUCUUCAGGCGAUGUGUUUAUCUCUUGUUCUCCAGUGUCAAAGUUACGUUUACAGUGUUCACAUUAAUGCUUGCAGUGGGUUUGAUGCAUUAGUUAGCAGUGGAUAUACUCCAGUUCUGUGAAUUAUAUAUCGAAAACCUAUGGAAGCUUCAUUCUGCCACACAAAUAAAGAAAUUAAAAAGGUUAUUACAACUUUUUAUCUCACUUUUUAUCUCACAAUUCUAAAAUAUUAACUCAUAAUUGCAAACAAACUUCGAAUUACAAAAUAAGCUCAGAAUUGUUAGACAAAUUCUAAUUGCGAACAAACUGAAAAUUGCUAAAUUUAGAAUUGAGAUGUAUGCACUCAAAACUGCGAACAAACUUAGAAAUGUGAAAAACUCAGAAUAACUAAAUCAUAAUUGCAAGAAAAAAUGUGUAAAUGGUGAGAUAAAAAUGUGCAAUUAUGUUUUUUUUAUCUGGUGGCAUAAACAGACUUGCAUAUGUAUCAGCUAAUUACACUAAUGAGAAGUGCUCUUUGAUCUUGUGCAUUUAGCAGCAGUGGUGAGACAGAUGCUCCUGUUUAUAUUUCACUAUCAAAGGGAACAGUAUUCAGCGUCAGUAUUCAGAGAGACAGAACGUUUCAGAUAUUUGUUAUGCAAUCUGUCCCAAACUAAGCAAGCCAGAGGCGACAGCUGCAGCUAGAACUAAAACACAGAUCACGCUUCAUAAAAGCCUUAAAGAUGUGUUGCAGCAGCUGAUGUGACUGUACUACAUCACCGCGUGUGCUGUUCACUAUAGUGUAUGUGUGCCGUGGGUCAGUUAUUACCCAUUUACACAAACCUUGAUCGUUUGAUUCAUUCCAGACACACACACGUGAUGAUGAUGAUGAUGAAGCAGAACAAGAUGAACAAACGUUUCUCUUAAUAACGGUCGUGUUUAUGCUGUGUGGUGGAUUGCUGCGUAUUUAUUGAUGGUUUAUCUUUGUUUUAACGAGCGUUUGUGUAGCGAGUAGAUCUACAGUAAAUAUAUAUGAAAGUAUUACUCCACUGCAGUGUGCCGUUUAUUUCUGCAGUUUCUCAUCGUUCUGUAUCAGUGUAUGUUUAAUAAUGAUGAGCUGUUUCUAUAUCGAGGUCACGUGCUGGGAAUGUUAUUUAAUAAAUAAUAAAAGUUUAAUAAUGUA